AUGGCCACCACAUCCACCCCGUCACCAAUCAUAUGGCCCCCGCACGCCCUCUCCUACAUCCUCCUCCUCGCAGGCCUCCUCCUCGACCUCUACUUCUACCACGCCACCCUCUCCGUCGCCUACUACGCCUUCGCCGCCCUCUCCGUCCACGCCACCCUCUGGCUCAACGCCUGCGUCCUCGUCAAGCCCCUCGGCCUGCACCGCCGCCUCUGCGCCGUCCGCCGGCACGAGGCCUUCGCCCGCGUCGGGCCCCUCAACCAGGCCCUCGUCAACAUGUACCUCCGCGGCUGCUUCCUCGUCCCGAACCUCGUCGGCCCCAUCUGGAUCUGCUGGUUCAUGAACGCGCACAACGUCUACCUCGACAACCUCGCCCACCUGUACGGGUUCGUCAUCGGGCUCAUGCACGUCCCGCUGAUGCUCAGCGUCGGCCUGAAGCUGCUCCUGCCCGCGGCGUUCGCCGUGCCGGUGUGGGCGAUCGAGAGGGUCUCGGAGCUGGUGUACCUGCUCUCGAAGCACAUCCCCGAAAGCCCCGCCGCCGCGGCGCAGGAGAUGCUCCGGUGGCUGCGCGAUCUGCUGCGGGGUAUCCCGGGCCGGAUCACGCGCCUACUGGACCGCGAGGUCUUGCGGUCGGAGCACAGGUACAUGUGGACGGCGGUCUACGGCGUGCUGGCGAUGUACGUGAUGAUUCUGCUCACGACGGUCGUUGUGCCUUGCGCGCUGUGGCUGCCGCGGCUGGGUGUGAAGUUCUUCGCCGACCUGCUCAUGACGGCCGGCGACUUGCUCUUCGAGAUGGGCAUGUUGGCGGAGAAGUUGGCUGUGAAGAGGGUGUUGUGGGAGGGGAGGGGGGCCUGGAUGCAUGUUCUCAUGUAA
Messenger RNA from Colletotrichum karsti, 870 nucleotides. RefSeq lists its product as uncharacterized. Bases 1 to 870 code for a protein of 289 amino acids. The record is from RefSeq and is a predicted model, not a curated record. Lineage: Eukaryota; Fungi; Ascomycota; Sordariomycetes; Glomerellales; Glomerellaceae. The transcript has a single exon.